Molecule: messenger RNA, 1906 nt
Organism: Amborella trichopoda
Lineage: Eukaryota; Viridiplantae; Streptophyta; Magnoliopsida; Amborellales; Amborellaceae
Source: RefSeq, a predicted model, not a curated record
GCCAUUUCUCUGUUAUUUAUUUAUUUAUUUAUAAAAGCACAGAUCCAGUUAUUUGAUUUUUCACAGAAGUUGGUAACUUGGUUGUUCUUUGAGAGUGAUAAUUCUUGGGGUUAUUGAACAUGAUAUUAUGUUAGAGAGGGAAAUCCUUCUUACUUUAAUUGGGUUUUUUUCGAGAGAAAAAGCAUUCUUACGUUCUGGGUUUCUGAACUUUAUUACCUUUAUAAUCUCAGAAAACUAGGAAAACAGAAAAGCAAGAGAUCAGAGGCAUUGCAAUGGGUUUUUCUUGUGCUUACAUGCCGAUACUCGCAUAUUUUUGGGCAUUCUUAGCUCUCAUGUUACAGUGGUAGGCUCAAUUAGUGAAAGGAGAUUAGGGCACCAAGUGGCUCAGAGAAAAAUGUGCAUGCCCAAUAGAAUAAGAAUUAACAUGCUUCGGAAAUGGGAGUUAUGAUCCGGUCGUAUUUUUCGAGAUCCAUAAAGGUUUUUAUGUAUUGUUUUGCCUUUGUUUUAGGGCCACUUACACAAAAUGAGUGCUCUUUGUUUUCUCUGCAAGUUAUGUAUACUUCACCAUCGUAAUUUGAUCAGUUGGUCAUGGUAAUAUUACUUUUAUGUUUAUGCAUCCAUGCAUGUCAGUGAGACUGAAUUCUAUAAACAGAUAGGUCAGUUAUGAUCAUAUGCAAAUGUAUUAUUGACCAAAUUAUACCUUGAUUCAAGAUCAUACUGGUGCAAAUAAAGGGUUAUCAAAUUAUUGGGUUGGGUGUGAGAAGGGGCUACGGUUACAGUUCUUGGAAACGUGAAUGAGAGUAAGAUCGAAGAAGGCAUAAGGCAUUUUCAUAGAGUUGAAUUUAAAGAGGAUGCGGUUUGCUGUUUCCUGUUGUUGUUUGGGGAUACUUGUCUAUACAAUUGUUGCAUGUUUUUUCUAUUUUUCGUUAUUACACACACACGCACAUAUGUACACAUAAAUAUCGAAGGGACGCUUGUGUAUACAUGCCAUGAUUGCAAUGCAUUUUCUUUUAUAAGCCUGUUUCUUCAUUUAUCGUUUAUGUGCUAAUAUGCUAUCCUCUUGAGAGUUGAUUAUAGUAUCUUUCUCUCUACAGAGUUCUGUCCGCUAGAGCUUAUUGUGAAAGCACAUGACCUGAAAUUGCUUUAGAGAAGUUUUCUUCCUCUGGAAUCAUUGAUUCCCAAUUCAUGGUCUAAGGCUUGAUCAAUUCUAUGGAGAGCAGCAUCGAUGCUCUAAGCCAAGCAUAUCAGGAAUUCGUAGCAUCAGUUGCAGGUGUUUUGGAGGCCAAAGAGCUCUCUGGUGGUCAGAAAACACAGGCCACUGAUGCAGCUCUUGAGAAUUUCAAGCAAAGAUGGGAGCUAUUCAGAGUAGCUUGUGAUCGAGCAGAGGAGUUAGUGGAAUCGGUGAAACAAAGGGUGGGUUCAGAGUGCUUAGUUGAUGAGGCCACAGGCCCAGCUCCGGCCAAUUUGCGAUCAUCACAAGCACCAUCUCUUCCACCAAUCAGUGCAGUUAGGUUGGAGCAAAUGAGCAAGGCAGUUAGAUGGCUUGUGAUUGAGCUUCAGCAAGGUUCUGGGGCUGCAAAUGCUGGGACCAUGGCUGCACACUCACACCCGUCGGCACCCUUUGAUGCGAGGUUCUCGGAGGACGCUACUCAGUAGGUCAGAGAGAGCAGGAGAGAGAGUGUCAACAUGAAUAUGUUAUUUAGGGAUUCCACAUGCAAGAGCAAAUAGGGAAGGAAAGAAUGUAAAUCAGGAGAUGCAUAAAAUCCUAUCACUUCUCACAAGGAGUGUAACUUCCGGAGAUGCUCCUAUUCUUUUGUGUAUAGACUCAGCUGCUUAAAGUAAAGAAUGAAAAAUGGUGCUGCUUUUUAUGUUGGGAGCGCCAUUUUUUGCUUUGGAAUUUGAAUGA